Molecule: messenger RNA, 2690 nt
Organism: Anguilla anguilla (European eel)
Lineage: Eukaryota; Metazoa; Chordata; Actinopteri; Anguilliformes; Anguillidae
Gene: atf7ip2
Product: activating transcription factor 7 interacting protein 2
Exons: 16
Coding region: 423-2225 (600 amino acids)
Biological process (GO): regulation of DNA-templated transcription
Cellular component (GO): nucleus; transcription regulator complex
Molecular function (GO): transcription coregulator activity; protein binding
Source: RefSeq, a predicted model, not a curated record
GCCGUAGCAUAAUUACGUCGCCUAGACUAAGUGCAGUCGCAUUCUCUUAGCACCGCAGUUGUCUUUUAUUGUUGUGUUAACGCGGAAAAAUAUUACGUGUAAACACGACCAAACUAUACGUGUUAACACGCAUAUUAAUGUCCUGUUAACACGACAUUAACGUCUCGUUAUUUGCUCUAAUGGCCUUCCAUAGUCCUUCCUCUCCCUUGGGCUGGCGACGAAAACGUUCUUAACAGAAGGGGUGGAACCCCUUAAGUAACUGGCUAACACGUAGAUGGAUUCACUGCGACGUCAUGCAUACUAAAUAAGAUUCGGCAAUCUAACUCAAAACAGAAGCUUGGGAACUCCGUGCACGUGUUGUGGGCUACAUUAAGAAGUCACACUUAGUAUUAUUACAUACGUUGAAACAAAUAACCACAAUUAUGCAGACUUGCUGUGCAGUCGGUUGUGAAAACAGACCCGACUCAACGUCAAACUUACAUUUUUACCGCAUACCUGUUGGAUCUCAUCCCUUUCAAAAACGUCGUCGGCAGCUCUGGCUGCAAGCUAUUAAAAAUGUGGACUGGACCGAGGACUUAAUUAAAAAUUCUCGUAUCUGCAGUGCACAUUUUAUAUCAGGGAAAGCAUCUGUGGACUCAGACAGCCCGGAUUUUGUGCCCUCUGUAUUUGGUCGCACGGAUCAGUCACCAAAAUCACAAACGCGUCUUCACAGUUUGCAGAGAAAAAGGAAAGUGGAUGAGAAUACGUUGCCAGUGGAGAAAAGACGUGACAUCCGUGUUGUAGAUGACCAACCAGCUGUCACUAAGGCACCGGAGUCUACCCCAGAAACUGCUUUAGAAGUCAUGAACAAGAGAAAAAUCCAUGAUUCAAAUGCAAUCUUCUCUCGCAAGCCAUCGAACGCCCCGGACACAGGCGAGCGUCUCCUUCAUCCAGUCAAAACAUUUUCUAAAGCUGAGAUUCAGCAGCUAAUAAAGCAGGAGAUACUGGCCACUAUGCAGCAGUCCGAACACAAGAUGGAUGAGCUCAUUAAGAGGAUCGACUCCAUCUCUAGAUACGAAGCCGUUCUCAUCAGACUGCAAGCAGACGUUAAGAAAAUAAAAAGGCGGGAGCAGGUGGCGCUGGCCUACGUGAGGAAGCUGAGACCAGCGGAACCAGCGCCCCCAGCGCCCCCAGCUGCACAUUGCCAGCCCCUCAGCUCCAGGGACUCCCCGGUCUGCAUCCUGGACUCUUCUCCCCCCGCGGAGCCUCCUCCUGCUGAGCCCAGAGCCACUGACAGCCCCGCCUCCCUCUCCUCUUCCAGGAUCAGUGCUGAAGGAGAUUGUGCUCAGAGCAGAGACCUCUCCAGCCUGGAAGCUUCAGAGAUGGAGGGCGAGGUGGUGUUCUGCGGCGUCAGGCUGCCGAGGAAGAGGAUCGUGGAGGGGUUCUGGCAGAGACGGCUGAAAAUAAACAGAGUGGUGGACCUCACAGAGGACGCAGAGAUGGACGCAGGCAGCAACAGUGACCCCGACAAGAGCCAAAAUGGUGACCCUAACAAGAGCCAAGACCAGGAUUCCAUGGAAACCGUGGAGCAGGAGGCAGCACCUGUCACCGUCCCAGGAAGAGCAACAGACACUGCCCAUGUCCAGAGGCCAACGCCUGCACUGGGACCCCCAAAUUCUGCUCAGGCUCCUGCUCCAUCCUCUCAGGACAGCCCUGCCUCUGCUGCCCCUGCUGCUACUGACAGCCACACUACCUCACAUGCAGGAGCAGUGACUUCCUGCCCCCCGAGUGACCAAAUGCGACCGGCAACAGCGGACCCACCCAACUCCGCCCUCUGUCCUGCUCAGGACGACUGGCGCUCCAGGCUGCCCCCCCUCCCGGCGACGCCCUCCCCCGCCGAGGUCCCGCCGUCCGCCGCGGGCUCCAGCCCCCCCCAGCAGGUGGCGCUGACGGUGGCGCGCAUCAAGAACCCCAAGGGCAUCGGGGCGCUGUGGACCCUGGAGCGGCCCGACCCCCGCGCCGCCCCCGUCAGCCGCUACCACAUCUACGCCCUGCAGGAGGCGCUGGACGGGCGGCUCUCGGCCUGGCGCAGCCUGGGCGCGGUGCGGGCCAUGCCCCUGCCCAUGGCCUGCAAGCUGACCGACCACGGCCCCGGCCGCCGCUUCUGCUUCGCCGUGCUCAGCGAGGACGUCCACGGCCGCUUCGGGCCCUACAGCCAGGUGCAGUCCGUCGGCCCCCAGGACUAGCGCCCGGCCCGGCCCCGCCCUGCCCCGUGUGGCCCCGCCCCCAUCGGCCCCCACCUCGUACGGGGGGGGGGGGGGGAGCGUUCUCAGCGAACGGCCCGCGCUUUCGCCGAAGGGCUCGCGCUCCAGCGCUCUCCGAGCCGCCGUUCUCGUUCACGGCGCGCUCCGGACUGAAAGGAUUUUGAUGAAAUGACGUUUUUUCUCGAUCGUUUGAAAUGCUCAGGGCUCCUGUGCCGCAGUUUGACUUUUUAUAUUUAAGCCUUAAAGGGCAUCCCCCCCCCCCCAUUCCUAAUUCUUGCACACUUUUCAUUCAUUUCACUGACAGUAUGCAAGCACUGGAAUGAGGCAAGACUCUGAAGGCCUACGUCCCUUACUCAGAGUGAAGGACAAAGCGCAUUGUGGCUAGAUUGAAUCUGGGCCCCAGUUACUGGUCUCUGCCUUUGUCAUUGUAUCGCCAGCGGUAACACU